UCCGGGGCGUUCCGACGCACGGUGGGACUCCGGAUGGGUCGCAGUCGUAGCCGCUCCCCGCGAAGGGAACGUAGGCGGUCGAGGUCCACAUCCCGGGAGAGGGAACGUCGGCGCCGAGAAAGGUCGCGUUCUCGGGAGAGAGAUAGAAGAAGAAGCCGUUCGAGGUCCCCACACCGAAGGCGCUCCAGAUCCCCAAGACGACAUCGAUCCACAUCUCCUUCCCCUUCUCGACUGAAAGAAAGAAGAGAUGAGGAAAAGAAAGAAACAAAAGAAACAAAGAGUAAAGAACGUCAGAUUACUGAAGAAGACUUAGAGGGAAAAACGGAGGAAGAGAUAGAAAUGAUGAAGUUAAUGGGGUUUGCUUCUUUUGACUCCACAAAAGGGAAGAAGGUAGAUGGUUCUGUAAAUGCCUAUGCCAUAAAUGUGUCUCAGAAGAGGAAGUAUAGGCAGUACAUGAAUCGAAAAGGUGGAUUCAACAGACCUUUGGAUUUUAUUGCAUGAGAAUUGAAGAAUGAUUUUUUCCUUCAUCUUGGUGGAUUUUGUAUUUAAUAUGCAUCAAAAACAAGAUCUCAGUUCUUCCUUCUUAUAAAGUAAGAAAAAUCUUAUUUAUGAUGUACACAAUUGACUUUUAUCAAAAGAAGAUAAGUAAAUGUUACUUUUUGUUUUCAAGGAAAUAUCAUUUGGAGCACUCAUCCGCCCUCUUUUGUUUGUCCUUAUUCCUGUGGAAGCUAUAUGUGUUUUCUUGAAUGCUGUUAGGACU
Molecule: messenger RNA, 760 nt
Organism: Perognathus longimembris pacificus (Pacific pocket mouse)
Lineage: Eukaryota; Metazoa; Chordata; Mammalia; Rodentia; Heteromyidae
Gene: Snrnp27
Product: small nuclear ribonucleoprotein U4/U6.U5 subunit 27
Exons: 6
Coding region: 34-501 (155 amino acids)
Biological process (GO): RNA splicing
Cellular component (GO): precatalytic spliceosome
Source: RefSeq, a predicted model, not a curated record